AACAGGAAACAACAAAAUGAUCAGUACAAAGAAGCUUAUCAAAAUGGCAAGGAAAUGGCAAAGAUUAGCAGCUGCUAGCAGAAGGAGAAUUUAUUGGUCAAAACCAGUGGCUGAGAAAGGUCAUUUCGUUGUAUACACAAGCGAUAAAAGGCGAUUUAUGAUUCCUUUGGCAUACCUUAACAGUGAGAUUUUUAGAGAGCUCUUCAGAAUAGCUGAGGAAGAGUAUGGAGUGUCAAGUUCUGGGCCAAUCAUGCUGCCAUGUGAUUCAAAUUUCAUGGAGUACACGAUCUCCAUGAUCCAAAGACAUGUAACUAAGGAAUUGGAGAAGGCAUUGAUUACGUCUUUAGCUAACUGCAGAUACUCAUCAUUGUCAAAUGAUUAUCAAGAACAAACCAGUCAGCAAUUAUUUAUCUGUAGUUUCUAGAAACCUUUCUUCCUUUUGAAUUUUUGUAGAAAACAUAUACACACAGUUGUACAAAUUAUUAAGAGAAAGUUAAAGAAAUUUUCUGCCCAAGUUCAA
Spinacia oleracea (spinach) is the source of this 520-nucleotide messenger RNA. RefSeq names its product auxin-responsive protein SAUR64-like. Gene Ontology annotation, biological process: response to auxin. The record is from RefSeq and is a predicted model, not a curated record. The transcript has a single exon. Bases 17 to 424 code for a protein of 135 amino acids. Lineage: Eukaryota; Viridiplantae; Streptophyta; Magnoliopsida; Caryophyllales; Amaranthaceae.